AUGUUUGGAGAUAAGAACAAAGAGCCUACUGAGAUCUUUCUUGAUAAUGAGAAAAUUGACCUUGACUCACUACCCAUUUUAUCCAGAAAACAGCUUCUGAAAUUCAAUGGAACCGAUGACGCCAAACUAUAUGUAGCCAUCAAGGGCUACGUAUACGACGUUACAGCAAACACAAAAAGUUAUGGACCCGGCAAGGCUUACAACAAAUUGGUUGGGAAAGAUGUCGGGAGACUCUUGGGUUUAAACAAGUUGCAGUUGAAAGAAGAAGAUGGACGACUUCCUGACACUUGGGACUUGUCAGACUUGACAGAAAAGCAGUUGAAGAUUGUUGACGAUUGGAUAGUCUUUUUCAAGAUGCGUUACCCUAUUGUCGCUCUAAUUCAAGAGAAUAGCAACUAG
Molecule: messenger RNA, 399 nt
Organism: Lodderomyces parapsilosis
Lineage: Eukaryota; Fungi; Ascomycota; Pichiomycetes; Serinales; Debaryomycetaceae
Exons: 1
Coding region: 1-399 (132 amino acids)
Cellular component (GO): membrane; endomembrane system
Source: RefSeq, a predicted model, not a curated record